AUGCUGAGGAACCUCUUCAACAAAAAACUCCCCUCGGUUAGGACCAAAAUGGUGUUUUUGGUGCGCACCGAUUUGGCCAUGGGCAAGGGAAAAGUGGCCUCGCAGGUGGCCCACGCCUCCAUCUGUUUAUAUAAACAAGCAGUCAAGGAGCGGAAUCCUUAUCUGGACAUGUGGCUGACCUUCGGACAGCCCAAGAUCGUCCUUAAGGCCUCCAGCGAGAAGGAUUUGUUGGAGGUGCACCGUAGGGCUCUGGACCACAGUUUGAAUGUGUGCAAAGUGCUCGAUGGGGGAAAAACCCAAAUUGAAAGGGGCAGUUUGACUGUGGUGGGGAUUGGACCUAACCGGGUCGAGGACAUUGAUGAGGUUACUAGGGAGUUUAAAUUGUUGUAGUGAAUAAAAAUUGUUUAGUGAAGAAAA
Messenger RNA from Anthonomus grandis grandis, 417 nucleotides. Its product is annotated as peptidyl-tRNA hydrolase 2, mitochondrial. NCBI's taxonomy places the organism in Eukaryota, Metazoa, Arthropoda, Insecta, Coleoptera, Curculionidae. Gene Ontology annotation, cellular component: cytosol; mitochondrion. The record is from RefSeq and is a predicted model, not a curated record. The transcript has a single exon. Bases 1 to 390 code for a protein of 129 amino acids. Gene Ontology annotation, molecular function: peptidyl-tRNA hydrolase activity.